AUGACACUAUUAUUACAUCGUCAAACCCAUUGGCCAUCAACAGAUCUAUCUACUAUUCUUGAUCUUCAUUGGUCGAAUCAUCGUGAACAAUUUGUAAUUUUAACUCGUGAAGAUCUUUACAUUCUUGUUAAAAAUGUUAUUCUAAACGAUGUUUUACAUAAGAAAUCUAAAAAUUUUCGAACUCUGACAAGUGAUGAUGCUCAGAAUGCAUUAUUUAUAGCUACUACAAACACAAUUGAAGAAUAUUUACUUUCGAUAUUGAAUUUUUCUAAACGACGUAAUCUCGAUAGAGAAAAUAUUUAUUCGCUAAGAUUCAAUUCAAAGGCGAAUCAAUUUGGCUUGAUAAUUGGAAAAUUUCAUGAACAUAAAUGGUAUUUCGAAGUAAUAAAUCGUUUGAUGAUACGUCUGUAG
Molecule: messenger RNA, 411 nt
Organism: Rotaria socialis
Lineage: Eukaryota; Metazoa; Rotifera; Eurotatoria; Philodinida; Philodinidae
Source: the annotation of a GenBank genome assembly